Batrachochytrium dendrobatidis JAM81 is the source of this 5949-nucleotide messenger RNA. RefSeq lists its product as uncharacterized. NCBI's taxonomy places the organism in Eukaryota, Fungi, Chytridiomycota, Chytridiomycetes, Rhizophydiales. The record is from RefSeq and is a predicted model, not a curated record. The transcript has 5 exons. The coding region runs from base 1 to 5847 and encodes 1948 amino acids.
AUGGACAGUGCUGAAUUGCAACGCGUCAUAUCAGCUAGAUCCAAACUCCGAUAUAGUGUAACAAAUCAGCGACAAGUUAGCAUCAGUUCAAGUGGUGUACCUUUAGUGAUUUCAUUGAAUAUCUUUCCAUCAGAUACAGUCUCAAGUACAGCCCAUUUGUCCAAGAUUACUGAGAGUUUAUCUUCAGAUACAACUAAAAUUCUAAGCCAAUCAGAAUCAACAAGUACACUCGCCACGGAUUUACCAAAAAGCACUACUGAAAUAGUGACCACAACUUUAUCAUCUAUUACUGAAACAACUGUUACAGAUGUCUUUACUACAACUACCGCGUCUAGUAUAGCCUCUGUUAUUGUGAAGGAUAACAGUGAUACUAUUUUAAAUAGAUCCAGCGUGACAUCUUUGGUGCAACCUCCCAAAACUGAAAAUGAGAAAGAAAGUGCAAUUUCUUCCGUGACAACUACUCGGCCUGUCAGCACUUCAAAAAUAGAUGUAACUGUAAAAGACACUACUAUAGAUGAUGUUUUAUCUACUACAGCCAUAGCUGGAUCUUUGGUUGUAAAUUCAGAAAAAUUCAUUGAUACGAGUGAGCCCAAUUCAAGCAGUGAUUCUAUUAAACCGACAUUGAAAAUAUUGCAAGCGUUACCUGAACAACUUACUAUCCCGCCUACACGUAGUUCAACCAGCUUUGAUUCUCAAACUCUUGCUGUGAAUCUGCCAACAACCAGUUUGUCGUCUACAAUCCUACCUUCUUCCAUUCUACCCGAUCCGACUAUCACACAAUCUUCAAACUUGAGCACUGUUGAUAUAAUUACUACCACUGCCAUUGUAGUACCCACCUCAGAUAAAAGUGAACGUUUACAAGAGCCACCGUCAACCAUUACUAGUAAUGAAAUCGCUAGCACGAGUAGCUCUACUGAUUUACCAAACACCAUUGCUAUUUUAAACCGACUCAGUGCUGAAACAGUAUCAUCUACUACAAUCUUUGCUACAUUAUUGUCAAGUGACUUUACAACCAGUAUACAACCAACUGCCACUCCGUCGCGUCUGUCGCCAGAGCAGCUAUCGAGUCUAUUGGCUGGCACGUCGAUUUCAUUUGAUCCACAAAUUUUGAUUGUAAAUCUACCAUCGAUUAAUGUACCAGCUACUACGACUACAGUUGGAUCCAAUCCACCGGUGAUUCAACUUCCGCCUAUAUUAGGACUUCCAUUGCCACAAAUUCCAAUUCCAACAAUUGGUCCUGUAGUGCUGCCAAGUAUUAUACCAGGAGUUCCACCGGUGAUCCCAAUCAAUCUUCCAAGUAUCAUUUCAGCAAUACCAUCGGUGAUCCCAAUCAACCUUCCGAGUAUCAUUUCAGCAAUACCACCGGUGAUUCCAACCAAUUUGCCUGUUGACAUACCAGGACUCCCGCCAGUGAUCCCAAUCAAUCUUCCGAGUAUCAUUUCAGCAAUACCACCGGUGAUUCCAACCAAUUUGCCUGUUGACAUACCAGGAGUUCCACCAGUUCCAUUACCCGUUCCACCAGUUCCUCGUGCAACACCAACAUUGCCUAUUGUGAUUCCUGGACUACCACCUAUUGUAGUUCCACCAGUUGAUAACACUAUUACUGCAUCUGCACCAACUGCCACUCCGUCGCGUCUGUCACCAGAGCAGCUAUCGAGUCUAUUGGCUGGCACGUCGAUUUCAUUUGAUCCACAAAUUUUGAUUGUAAAUCUACCAUCGAUUAAUGUACCAGCUACUACGACUACAGUUGGAUCCAAUCCACCGGUGAUUCAACUUCCGCCUAUAUUAGGACUUCCAUUGCCACAAAUUCCAAUUCCAACAAUUGGUCCUUCAGUGCUGCCAAGUAUUAACCAGGGAGUUCCACCGGGCAUCCCAGUCAACCUUCCGAGUAUCAUUCAAGCAAUACCACCGGUGAUUCCAACCAAUUUGCCUGUUGACAUACCAGGACUCCCGCCAGUGAUCCCAGUCAACCUUCCGAGUAUCAUUUCAGCAAUACCACCGGUGAUUCCAACCAAUUUGCCUGUUGACAUACCAGGAGUUCCACCAGUUCCAUUACCCGUUCCACCAGUUCCUCGUGCAACACCAACAUUGCCUAUUGUGAUUCCUGGACUACCACCUAUUGUAGUUCCACCAGUUGAUAACACUAUUACUGCAUCUGCACCAACUGCCACUCCGUCGCGUCUGUCACCAGAGCAGCUAUCGAGUCUAUUGGCUGGCACGUCGAUUUCAUUUGAUCCACAAAUUUUGAUUGUAAAUCUACCAUCGAUUAAUGUACCAGCUACUACAACCACAGUUGGAUCCAAUCCACCGGUGAUUCAACUUCCGCCUAUAUUAGGACUUCCAUUGCCACAAAUUCCAAUUCCAACAAUUGGUCCUGUAGUGCUGCCAAGUAUUAUACCAGGAGUUCCAUCAGUGAUCCCAGUCAACCUUCCAAGUAUCAUUUCAGCAAUACCACCGGUGAUUCCAACCAAUUUGCCUGUUGACAUACCAGGACUCCCGCCAGUGAUCCCAGUCAACCUUCCGAGUAUCAUUUCAGCAAUACCACCGGUGAUUCCAACCAAUUUGCCUGUUGACAUACCAGGAGUUCCACCAGUUCCAUUACCCGUUCCACCAGUUCCUCGUGCAACACCAACAUUGCCUAUUGUGAUUCCUGGACUACCACCUAUUGUAGUUCCACCAGUUGAUAACACUAUUACUGCAUCUGCACCAACUGCCACUCCGUCGCGUCUGUCACCAGAGCAGCUAUCGAGUCUAUUGGCUGGCACGUCGAUUUCAUUUGAUCCACAAAUUUUGAUUGUAAAUCUACCAUCGAUUAAUGUACCAGCUACUACAACCACAGUUGGAUCCAAUCCACCGGUGAUUCAACUUCCGCCUAUAUUAGGACUUCCAUUGCCACAAAUUCCAAUUCCAACAAUUGGUCCUGUAGUGCUGCCAAGUAUUAUACCAGGAGUUCCACCGGUGAUCCCAAUCAAUCUUCCAAGUAUCAUUUCAGCAAUACCAUCGGUGAUCCCAAUCAACCUUCCGAGUAUCAUUUCAGCAAUACCACCGGUGAUUCCAACCAAUUUGCCUGUUGACAUACCAGGACUCCCGCCAGUGAUCCCAGUCAACCUUCCAAGUAUCAUUUCAGCAAUACCACCGGUGAUUCCAACCAAUUUGCCUGUUGACAUACCAGGAGUUCCACCAGUUCCAUUACCCGUUCCACCAGUUCCUCGUGCAACACCAACAUUGCCUAUUGUGAUUCCUGGACUACCACCCAUUGUAGUUCCACCAGUUGAUAACACUAUUACUGCAUCUGCACCAACUGCCACUCCGUCGCGUCUGUCACCAGAGCAGCUAUCGAGUCUGUUGGCUGGCACGUCGAUUUCAUUUGAUCCACAAAUUUUGAUUGUAAAUCUACCAUCGAUUAAUGUACCAGCUACUACGACUACAGUUGGAUCCAAUCCACCGGUGAUUCAACUUCCGCCUAUAUUAGGACUUCCAUUGCCACAAAUUCCAAUUCCAACAAUUGGUCCUGUAGUGCUGCCAAGUAUUAUACCAGGAGUUCCGCCAGUAAUCCCAAUCAACCUUCCGAGUAUCAUUUCAGCAAUACCAUCGGUGAUCCCAAUCAACCUUCCGAGUAUCAUUUCAGCAAUACCACCGGUGAUUCCAACCAAUUUGCCCAUUGAUAUACCAGGAGUUCCACCGGUGAUCCCAGUCAACCUUCCAAGUAUCAUUUCAGCAAUACCACCGGUGAUCCCAACCAAUUUGCCUGUUGAUAUACCAGGAGUUCCACCGGUGAUCCCAGUCAAUCUUCCGAGUAUCAUUCCUGUCGUAUCAGUUUUAAAUAUACCUACUAUUCGCAAAACUUCACUUUUAACUCCGACUGAAAUUGCCCAGCCUGCCUCGACAGAACCUUUUUUACCAGCAGCCCCACUUCCAGUCUCAAAGUUUUCUGAAAGUUUUUCUUCACAGCAAGUGGAUGGCGGAAAUAGUAUACCUGCUUCAAUUCCAACAUCUGUAAAUGGAGAUAUAACAGUGCCAAACCAGUCUCAGUUUCCUGGCCAAUUCAAUAUUCCAGUGCAGCAGCCAAAUUCUGUUCAAUUUCAAUCUACUGCUGCUGCCGAAGCUACCAUUAUUUUUGGAAGUGGAGUUUCCAAUGUACCAGCUGUUGCACCUGAUGCUACUGUCAAUCCUGUCAAGGAUGGAUCAAUAAUUACCGCUAGUGGUUCAAUCCCUAUACCACCUGCUCAACAUGCUUCUCAUGAUGAAGUUGUUAUUCAAGAUUCUAAUGCAUCUCAAAUAGUCAGUCCUACACUUGCCCCUGUAGUCAAUAUUGUUGCAAACAAUCCAGGUGGUGCAGUAAUUGUUGGAGGCAAACAGUCCAAUCCUAUUCCAAGUGCCCAGCCAGGGGAUAUAGUAGGCAAUUCAGGUCCCACGCGGAACAAUGGACCAACAAGUGAUUCCAACACUACAACUCCACCUUCAAACAAUAAUGGCAUGUCAGCAACGACCUUGGAAAUGAUCUUUGGUGGUAUAGGUGCAGGAUUGGUAGUGUUAGGAUCUGUAUUGGUAGUGACGCGUCGUAGCCAACUGUCUUUACCUAAUGCAAGCUCGGGUCUUUCGGCUUCUGAAAAUGGAGCCGCUUCGACACUGGCUCUUCCGAUUGCAAUUGUGGGUCCAGUUUUAAAAAGUGGAAAAGAUGCUGCUGAAGGAGUCGUAGUAAGGCCCGAGUCGCACAGAUCGACUCUACCUCCACUUUUGAAACUUUCCAAUAGCAAAACAAAAAGCUUUAGUAUUUUUUCAACGGAAAGUUUGUUUUCAGGACUAUCCCUGUCUACCAUUGCUUUUGCUAAUCAAACUGAAGCCACAGAUAUUGAAUCUCCAGUUGAAAAGAAGGCCAACACUUCGUUUUCAAUUGAUAUGCAUGAUGAUAACCAUCAAGCAAGCACACAUACCAACUAUGGAAGCGGUGAAAGUAUGCCAGAAAAAUCUUUGACUUCGUAUAUUCAUCCUUCCGCGCUUUCCGGGUCAAGCUUGUAUUCUGAUAUUGAUGCUGUAGAGCCCGUAGCCAUGCCUAAUAUAGCAUCGAAUACCUCACCUUUUGUAGCCGUUCCUAUUGACAACGAAAUCAGCUUUACGUUUGGCUGUGGCAUGUCUUCGAUUGAUCGUGUUUCAGAUCUCACCGUGACAACAAUUUCUACUAAUCCUUGGAGGCGACAGUCAGAUAUGGAGGCUAUCUCAACACUACAACGAAACAAUAGUGUUUGUUCAGGAGUGCAUAUCACAGAUACGAUGGACAGUUGGAGAAUUUCGCAUAUUUCCAAAGCUCCUACUUUGAAUGAAACAACAGAGUUUGAUCCUGACAAAACGUUUAGCGGCAAAUAUCAAUACGUAACUCAUGGGAUCACUGAAACUCAACGAGAACGCAUCUCCUUUGAAAAUAACUCGAAUGUACUUGCAGAAAAGGCUUUGGACAAACAUACUGAAUCUUAUUUUGAUAUUGAUCAGGAAACGGGUGAAGACAAGAGCAGUUGGUUUGAUGAGCAGUCUAGUGGUGCACUUAGCGGAGCGGGAAUAUUUUCUCAGCCAAAACAUACUGUUGCUAACUGUAACCCAUCUCCACAUGAAAAUCUUGACAAGUUUUCUCUUGCUGAUUAUGUUCAAGAUCCAUCACCUCGUUUGGGCUAUAUUCCUCGGGAAUAUAAGCCACGGCCUAUUCUUCGUGACUCUGAUUACGAUGAGCACACUCAAUCCAAUGGUGAAUGGACCAUAAACGACACCACUGUAACUGGAUUUGAUUAUUCUCUGCACAACCAGUCUAGGAGAUCGUCUAUAACUUUUGCAUCGCAAAGCAUGGAAUUUCAUUGAGUUGCAUACUUGAGCAAUUCUUAAUAUUCACGUAAAAUGGAACUCUAGUAUCUAUUUUGCAAUCCUAUUUUACUUUGAAAUAAACAAUGAUUAAAUAUUUGU